Messenger RNA from Nicrophorus vespilloides, 1295 nucleotides. Its product is annotated as polyadenylate-binding protein 2-B-like. The coding region runs from base 310 to 990 and encodes 226 amino acids. Lineage: Eukaryota; Metazoa; Arthropoda; Insecta; Coleoptera; Silphidae. The record is from RefSeq and is a predicted model, not a curated record. The transcript has 5 exons. Gene Ontology annotation, molecular function: RNA binding.
UUUUCGUACGACAAUUGCUCCCCCCGAUACGUCAAAGGGGUCCGCGCCCUUCGCGUUCGAUCUGCGCCGUGGUUGCGUCCAAUUCGCGGAUCCCAGAUUCAAGUCAGUCGAUGGUGAUAGUUUUCGCCACCAUCGAGCGUGGCCAGACGAAUGCACCUUUAACCUCAUUCCCUCCCUAUUCGCUGCGGGCAGAAAGAAAACCAACGGAAAAAACACGGUUGACGUGUGUGACCAUCAUCAUUUUAUUUAUUCGCGGCGUCGGUCGUAGCGUCACUUUCUGCAAAUGGCCCUUUUCGUAAACCGUAGGUGAUGGCAGAUAAUGAGGAUUUGGGUCUAGGUUCUGAGGAUCAAUUGGACUCUCUGGACGACACGAACGGAAUCAACGACGACGCUUUGCUGAACGACACCGACGGCGAUGGCGCCGGUGGCGAUGAUCCAGAAUUAGAGGCGAUCAAAGCUCGCGUGCGGGAGAUGGAAGAGGAAGCCGAAAAGUUGAAACAAUUGCAAACCGAAGUUGAUAAACAAAUGAACAUGGGUAGCCCACCGGGUUUAACUAGUCCCUUGAAUAUGUCUUUCGAGGAGAAGAUGGAAGUGGACAACCGAAGUAUCUAUGUGGGAAACGUUGAUUACGGGGCAACAGCGGAGGAACUGGAGAACCACUUCCACGGUUGCGGCUCCAUCAAUCGCGUUACCAUCUUGUGCAACAAGUUCGAUGGACACCCGAAGGGAUUCGCCUACAUCGAGUUCGGUGAUAGGGACUCUGUUCUGACUGCGAUGGCGAUGGACGAUUCGUUGUUCCGCGGCAGACAAAUCAAGGUGAUGCCGAAACGGACAAACAGACCUGGUAUGUCCACGACGAACCGUCCUCCGCGCGGUCGCGGCACGUUCCGUGGAGCCAGAGGUACAAUGCGAGGUAUCUACCCCGGAUUCAGGCCUUUACGCCGACCAAGAAGUUAUGCUCGCAGGGGUGCCUAUUAUGCCCCUUACUGAUAGUUGGAGUGUUCCUGGAGCCGCCCUCCUCCUCCGCCCUCGUCCAUCUUCUACCCCCCGCACGAACCAUUGCCGCCGCCGCCGCAGCGAAAGCAGCAGCAGCAGCCGCCGCCGCCGCCUCAUCACCCAAAACAUCGUAGGAUCCACGCCAAGUCCAGCCGCUGUCAACUUCAGUCCAUUGCUCUGUGCUCGGGGAGGGUCUGCGCCAGUGCAGGUUUUUAUGCCUUUCACUGUUUAUUUUUUACACACAACUUCUCAUUAACUUUAAAGAAACAAAAAAACAAAAAAAGAGUAACAAUACUUCA